Messenger RNA from Gossypium arboreum, 4852 nucleotides. RefSeq names its product disease resistance protein RGA2-like. The record is from RefSeq and is a predicted model, not a curated record. Gene Ontology annotation, molecular function: ADP binding. Gene Ontology annotation, biological process: defense response to other organism. NCBI's taxonomy places the organism in Eukaryota, Viridiplantae, Streptophyta, Magnoliopsida, Malvales, Malvaceae. Bases 607 to 4434 code for a protein of 1275 amino acids. The transcript is spliced from 4 exons.
GAAACUUUGAAACAGAUAACGUGAUCAAUCAAGAGGUAUAGUGAUGACAUUUAGAAGACAUUGUAGCAUGAUAACAAAAGAGAAGGAGGACUGUUCUAAGACCAUACAAGAUGAAGAAAUGACAUGCUGCAGUGAAGAUUUCCUGGACAGUGCUCAGCUACCCCACUCAAAUGCCAACAGCUGAAAACAAUUUACCGGGAAUCAUGGCUUUAAUAAUUAAAGCAGUUUACUUUAUGUCUAAUACCAGUCAUGUUUUUACUUUAAAUACUGUUUUCUUUAUGCUUUAGCAUCUGAUCCUUAUCCAGUACACUAUAUAAUAUUUUGUUGUAUUACAUCUCCUCAGCUAUAAAAGGAUUUAAAGCUGCAAUGAUAUGACAAGACAGCCAUACAUCGUAAUUCUUUAAUAUAUGAAUGUUAUUAUUAUAUUUGAAGAUAAUACAAUAAACUAAACAAGAAAUUUUAAAAAAUCCCAAAAUAAUGUCAUUUAAUUCACGAAACUCACUUCAAUUCAAUUUUACUGAAGCAAUUCAUCUUUCAUUUCUUCUCUCCAUUUCGUUUCCUGGACUCGGUAUCUUGUUGCUUUAAUUUUCUGGAUCAGAAGCAAAGAUGGCAGAAAUUCUUUUGGGUGCUAUUUUGGAAGAAGCGGUGUCUAAAGCGAAUUCAAUUGCCACUAACCAAAUCAGCCGUAUAUGGAAUUUCAAGAAGGAGCUGAAAAGACUGGGUGACUCACUAGAACUGAUGGAAGCUUUCUUGCAAGAUGCAGAGGAAAAGCAAACAAAGAAGGACCCAGUGAAGCUUUGGUUGCAGAGGCUCAAAGAUGUUGCUGAUGAGGCCGCUGAUGUCCUUGAUGAGUUUGACUAUGAAAUUCUACGAAGGAAACUGAAGAUUCGGAACCAAAUUCGAAGGAAGGUACUCGACUUUCUUUCUUCUAACAAUUCCAUUUUAUUUCGUCUCAAGAUGGCUAAUAAAAUUACGGACAUCCUUGAAAAACUGGAUAGACUUAACAAAGACGCCAGUUCAUUUAGUCUUCAGCAGAGAGCUACAGAACAUGUGUCUCCUGUACCUGGAAGAUCAAAUGUGGAGACGUUGUCUGUCAUGGAUGACUCGACCAUUGUUGGAAGGGAAAAUGAUAUCUCAAAGGUGGUUGACCUGUUAGUCAAUCCCAAAGAUGAGCAGGUUGUUUCUGUUGUACCUAUAGUAGGUAUGGCAGGUCUUGGCAAAACUGCAUUGGCAAAGCUGGUGUAUGAUGAUCUGCGUGUGAAAAGGCAUUUUCAUGUCAAAUCCUGGGUCUGUGUUUCUGAUCAUUUUGAUGUCAAAAAGAUUUUAGGGGCGAUGUUUGAACAGCUUACUGGUGAUAGACAUACCUCAAUGCCAGAAAAUAUGGAUGCAAUGAUUCUGAAGCUCAAGGAGAAGAUUGAACAGGCCAAAGGAGAAAAAUAUCAGAUCAAGUAUCUUCUUGUACUUGAUGAUGUGUGGGAUGUUAAGAAAUGGGAGGAUCUAAAGCUUUGUCUGAAAGGAAUCAGUACAAAUGGCGGGAAUGGAGUUAUUGUGACAACACGCAAAGAAGAUGUAGCAUCAACAGUGCAAGCACUUUCGGAUCAAAGGCAUCAACCACGAAGACUAGAAGAUGAAGAAUGCUGGUCCAUAAUUAAACAACUAGCAUUGACACCCUCUCCAAUGUCUCACGAUUUAGAGCCUAUUGGAAAGGAGAUUGCUAAGCAGUGUCGAGGUGUGCCAUUGUUAGCUAAAGUUAUUGGAGGGACAAUGAGCAAAGAAAGGAGUCGCCGCACAUGGUUGGAAAUUCAAAAAAGUGGAGUAUGGGGUUCACCGGAAAGUGUGUUAAAAGUGGAAAGUGUGUUAAAAUUAAGUUAUGAUCGCUUGCCUUCUCCAUCUUUGAAGAAGUGUUUUGCGUACUGUGCCAUGUUUCCUAAAGAUUAUUGCUUUGAAACUGAGGAAUUGAAGCAACUGUGGAUGGCUGAAGGAUUUCUUGGCAGUUCUAUGGCAAUGGUGGAUAUUGGUGACAAAUACUUGAAUGAGUUGUUAUCAAAUUCCUUAUUUCAAGAUGUCAAGAAGGACAAAUUUGGGAAUAUUCUCACAUUCAAGAUGCACGACUCGGUGCAUGAUUUAUCUUUGUCUGUGUCAAAGUUUGAUACUUUGUUUUUUCAAGAUAAUUCCACCCUCGCCUCGAAUGAGUGUUCUCAUAUCCGUCAUCUCAAUGUUGGGUGUAAUGGGGAAUCAUUACCAGAAAUUUUUACGGCGGUUGCUCCGAAAUUAUACUCGUUGUUUUCAGAGAUUGAUGUGUUCAAGAAACUAUCAAAAAGCUUCACAAGAUUAAGAGUCCUGAAGCUUGUUGAUGCUGCUAAUAUUUGUGAGUUGCCAGAUUCCCUUGGAGAAUUAAAGCACUUGAGGUAUUUGGACAUCUCAGGGACUUAUAUCGAAGCACUGCCUAAGUCCACAACCAAACUUUACCAUCUGCAAACAUUGAGGCUCUUGGAUUUACCGGGACUCACACUUCCGGAUGGAUUGGAAAAUUUGAUAAGCUUGAAGCACUUGUAUAUUGAUAGCAAAGAACUUCAGCCAGUUAAUAUUGGAAAGCUAACUUGUCUUCAAACAUUACCCAUAUUUUUUGUGGGAUCAGAAAGGGGACGUUCGAUUAAGGAGUUAGGAUCCCUAAACGAACUGCGUGGAGAACUGGAGAUAUGCCACCUUGGGGAUGUUAGAGACAAACAAGAGGCUAAUGGAGCAAAUCUGCACCGUAAAGAAAAAUUAUGCAAGGUUAUAUUUGCUUUUGAAAGGUGUGACAGUGGGAGUAGUGGUUAUAACAGUGAAGAAGUGAUGGAAGGUGGUUUUGAAGGGAGUGAUAGUGGGAGUGGUGGUUAUAACAGUGAGGAAGUGAUGGAAGGCCUCCAACCACACUCAAAUUUGCAAAGCUUAACUGUUUGGGAUUACAGAGGUGAAAGCUUUCCCUCAUGGAUGUUAAGACCUGUUGGUGAUUCUAAUACUGAUCUGUUUUUGCUUAACAAUUUGAUAGAGCUGAACAUUUUCAAUGGCAUCAACUGUGAAAGUCUUCCACCUCUGGGCCAAUUGCACAAUCUCCAGUAUCUUAAGUUGAGAAAUCUGGAGAAAGUGAAACGCAUGGGUAAUGAAUUUUAUUGCAACGAAGGUGUUGAUGGUAUGAAUAAGGUGAUCAAGGUGUUUCCUGCCUUGAAAAAAUUCACCUUAAGUAGGAUGGAAAGUCUAGAAGAAUGGACAGCAAUGGCGGAAACAAAGACGAUCAUGUUUCCUUGCUUGGAGCGGCUGAAGAUUUGGGGUUGUCCCUUGUUGAAAAGUGUUCCACUAACGGGACAAUGUUAUUCUCUUGAAAAGCUUCGCAUUUCAUUAUGUGACAAAUUAAGCAAGAUUGGAGACGGAUUAUCAACCUCCACUUGUCUCAAAGAAUUACAUUUAAACUAUUGUCCUAAUUUAAGUUCGAUCCCAAAUUUGGAAGGAUUUUCCUCUCUUCAAUAUCUGUCAGUUCAUAAUUGCGACAAAUUGGAAGUUCUUCCAAUUACUGGAGGGUGUUCAUCUCUUGAAGGGCUUCUCAUUUCCAGUUGUGAAAAAUUAAGCAAGAUUGGAGAUGGAUUAUCUACCUCCACUUGUCUCAGAGUAUUAGUUCUAGAAGAUUGUCCUAAUUUAAGUUCGAUCCUUUCAUCUCUUCAAAAUCUAUCAGUUGAUGGCUGUGACAAAUUGGAGAGCUUUCCACUAAAAGCACCACUGUCAUCCCUUAAAAAAUUGAAGAUACGUGAUUGCCCUAAUUUGAAGCCCAUUCCAAGUUUAGAUGGACCCUCUUCUCUCACAGAAUUAGAAUUUAAGAAAGUAGGAGAAGAAUGGAGUCGUCUGCUACCAAAUAUGUUGCAAUCCAACGUUUCCCUUUGCAGGCUAAGUAUAUUAAAUUUGCCUGAUCGGACAUGGAUUCAAGAUGACAGCCUUGGUAGGCUUAACUGCUUGAGAGAUUUAACUAUCGGUGGUUUCUCAGAAGAGUUGCAAGAAUUCCCAUGGCCCAGUUCCAUUCAAUAUCUCAGUGCCUCCCUUCUAGUUCUAAAACUGAUUGGUUGGGAAAAGCUACAGUGUCUUCCUCACCAACUUCAUUUCUUCACUGCCCUCCAAGAAUUGACGAUAGAAGGGUUUCAAGGAAUAGAAGCCUUUCCAGAGUGGUUGGGAAACCUCUCUUCUCUAAAGCAUCUGAGAAUCCAUUCAUGCAAUAAGCUCAUGUACCUGCCUCCUGUAGAUGUUAUGCGAAGCCUCUCCAAAUUAGUAAGGGUUGACAUUGAAAAUUGUCCUCAAUUAGAGACAAGAUGUGAGAGGGAGAGUGGCCCUGAAUGGUCCAAGAUUUCCCACAUUCCACGUAUAUAUAUUAAUCGUCGGAGUAUUCAGUUUAUGGAUGGAGACUUUUGAGACUAUCAGUUUGAGAACCAAAUUAUGAAUUGAAUGUGUGGACACAAAAGGAGAUGCUGAUAGGGCUGGAGUCAGAGUGAAUGGUUCUCCUUUUCGACAUUGAAGAGCUAUAAUAUAAAAGACAGCUUUAGUUCACCAAUUCAGGGGUUUAUCUGAUGUCUGUCUGAGCUGAUUUUUGGACAAUGGCUAUUUCGAUUGUGCAAGGUUGGAUUUUUCAUAUGGAUUUUGUAUCUUUAGGUUUUUCAUUUUCAAUGUUAGUCAUAUUUGGGUGAUAUCAUCUACUUUUCAGCAAAUAGUUUUGUUGGAGUUGUAUGCUUUUUAUUGUGGUUUUGUAUUGUGAUCUUGUAACAAACCUUUUGAAUAUAGUCAAGUCCCGUGGUUUUACCCUUUGUUUUAAGGGGGUUUACCACGUAGAAAA